This is a messenger RNA of Pseudocercospora fijiensis CIRAD86, 1332 nucleotides long. RefSeq lists its product as uncharacterized. The coding region runs from base 1 to 1332 and encodes 443 amino acids. The record is from RefSeq and is a predicted model, not a curated record. The transcript has a single exon. Lineage: Eukaryota; Fungi; Ascomycota; Dothideomycetes; Mycosphaerellales; Mycosphaerellaceae.
AUGCCAAGAAGAACCGUCAGUUCUGAACGCAGAAGUGAGCUUAUCAAGGAGCGAGAUUCAUUCACUCGUGUGGAAAAUGGCUUUCAAUGCCCAGAUAUAGGGUGCAAGUUUCAUUCAAAGCCAAUGGACACCAAGUACCCGGAGAAAAUGCAAGCGCACUACCAAAAAGAACACACACGCGGAGGUAAGGUCGAGCUUUUGUGCCGGGAAGAAGGUUGCCCGUCAGUUCUCGGUAGCUACGAAUGCUGGGCCUGUCACCCAAGAUACCACCAGGAAAUCACAUGUCCCGUGUCUGCUUGCGACACCAAGAAGAGAAGUGAUCUCAUGCUUGAUCAUCUGCGGACUUCCCACGCGAUACCCCUACCCGUUGAGCACGGAAGAGAUGCUCAGUUCUACGAAGAUUGCGACACGAUAACUCGAACUUGGGAGGAGACACACAACGUUCAAGGUUUCGAUUAUCACUUCUACGAACGCCGACGAGGUCUCAUUUUUGACCCCGCUGAACAUGGCGGUAACAACGAUGAAUCAUCAACGGCUGACAUAUCGCAAGAAGAUCAGGACAUCAGUGCUGCAGCUAACGAGGCGCCAAGUAUCUCAGCCACAGAGACCCCUGUGCCUGCUCUUGCCUCGUCGACUGUCGUCUCUACUUCAACCGGCAAAACCCGCGGACCACCUCAAGCUCUUCGAGACUUCCUCUCAGAUCUGUUCAAUCGUCCAAAUGAACUUCGCAAAACCGACCUAUAUCAGACAUUCAACAAAUCUUUCUUCCUAGGAAGCUUUGUCAACAAGAAACUGUUCCGCAGCUAUAUCCCGGGGUACAACAACUCUCCUUCAUACAACUGCUUCAUGCUGGCCUCUAGCAUCAUGUGGCUGGGCAACGUCGACCUAAGCACUACACUGACGGAGUGCCUCGAUCGACAACUCGAAGUCGCUAAGAACUAUGGUGACGACGACAGGUCCUUCUUGAAAUAUCGAUCAAAAUCCAACAACGCCUUCUACGACUUCCUGUACGGUCUCUACGUCAAGACAAGAAUCGACCCCGAGCAUGAUUGGCCCUCGAGACCCGGAUCGGAAAAGCUAGCUCAGCUUGUGUACGAUCUUGCAGGUUCUGAGGAACAGGAGGGAAUGUAUGGCUACGACCUGAAGACGAAGGACAUGGUGGCCCUUGUGGAUGAGAGGAACAUCGACAGGGCGGAGCUGGUAAAUUCGGUCUGGACUGACGCGCUAGAGGAGUGGCUUAAGCACUAUGGUGAGCCGCAGCAUCGCACUUUUGGAGAGUAUCUGGGCGAGAUUGUGGAGCGAGAGGUCAAGAGGAUCAAAUUGGAGAAGUAG